AUGGAUGAAGUACAAGAUGAUGCGGUGACAGAAUUUCUGAAAAUUCUUGGCAAAGCUGAACACGAAGUCCGAUCAUUGCCUCAAACGAGUGCGGACUUCGAAACAUGCAGCCUACGCUCAACGCUGUGCGGCCAGUUGGAUGCCCAGCUAGGUGCAGCUGUGGACAAAGCCCUCGGUUCGCAAGAGCUUCGGCUCGAUCCCGCCGAUGGUGUUUGCCCUGAUGGUAUCAAUAAGGUUGUGGCGCGGCUAGCGGCGUCUCCGCCUUUCGUCGGCGUGGUCAACAAGGCUCGCGAGGCGAUUGAGCAAGCUGCAGAGGCUCAGCUGGCAGCAGCUACGACUCCUGUUGCCAACGCCACGGGUGACAGUGUUGCUGCGACGGGAGCAGCUGGAGUUGUUCUUCGUCGAAACGUGGAUGCAUUGUCAAGCUCCGACACGGAAAGAGAAGACAUGCGCGUGAAGAAGAAGGCGGCGCGCAGGGAUGAUUGGGUGGGCAUUUUCGACCUGUCCGGGGGGCUUGGGGCGGGCGGAGGAAUUAGCCCUCGUGUGGAUAUCGAGGCCGCGCUAGGUCAACUGGAGACUGGGCUCGGGGGCUCAGGCAGCUCUACCACGAGCUCGGUCGAGGCCCUAGGCUUGCUGGCACAGGCCAAUCCGGAGCUGUUUCAGUUUGGAAACCAUUGGCCUCUCUUCCUGAAACUUGCUAAACGAGCUUUGGAUAGCCCAGAUCCGACAGUUCAUGCGAAGGCUAUGACCCUGCACUGGGUAAUGUACGAGAAGUCCAUGGGCAUGUGCGCGGCGGACAUGUGCGAGGGUGUCCUGGCUCACGCACGGGGGUACUUCUCGAACACGAUCCACGUGCUCUCCGCCCCGUCGGCACACCGGCGCCACAUGCUGGCUGGUGGAAAGGGCGCCGAAACGGCCGAUGUGGGAACUGCCAAUCUCAUGGUCAUCGGGGACUCAAAGCUGGCUUGCGCUGCGCGCAUGUCAAGAGCUCUUCACGGCAUGCUUGUGACGAUCCACGAGACGUUCCAACAUCUGCCGGAGCGGCGCGUUUGGAGCAUUGUCAGUUCCUUCUUUUCUCUAUUAGGCGAUACUGUCGCUUCCUUGGAAGGGGCGCCAGGCGAUCCAACAGGUGAUGGUGCCCCCCCGACCGCCGCAGAUCCUUCCCGCGGAGACCCACCGCUGCUCCUGCUGAUGUCCUUGGUCGAGGAGCUGCUCGAAGAAGAACUGCCUCUCAUGUCAGUAGCCUUGAGGGGAUCGGGGUGGGCGGCGGCCCCUCUCGCGGCGCGAUGGGUUCGCCAGUGCAUGUUGUCCGUCGUUGACUGGCCUGGCGUGGUGGCGUUCCUCGCGCUGUCUUUACUCCGGGGUCACGAUUACCAGGUGUACUUUGUCGUAGCUCUUUUCCGCGCGGCCCAGCCUAGCGUCAUGGAAGCAGCGUCAAAGGGUCUCGACCUCACGGGGCUACUUGGUAGGGGAGAGGCUCUCGAGGCAUUCAAUCUGGAAGAGUCGCUUUCUUUCAUGGAGGCGCUGGAGCGGCGUCAUCGAGGGCGGUGCAUCGCUGCUACUAAGGCGUAUCUCGCUCAGUGUUAGAGGAGGGGUGCAUUGUGUUAGUGCUGGAUACCGAGUGAGAUGGUGGGGCUUUGUCCUAAACGUUCUCGCUUUACGGACGCUCAGGACCGUGUAGGUCUCAAAGAUGUAGGCCAGUGUUCACUUCUUUGUGUACACGUACAACAUGCCCGUGGUACACGAGAAGUACGUGAGUUUGUUGUGUUGUGUGCGCGGCGGCCAAAGCGUGUUUCCUACAUGCAAGACUUGGUAGUCAAGGCCGUACGCCCUAGCCCCCGUUCGUGUCUGGUAACAACGCUUUCAUCAUGGUCGCAAGGGCAAAGCGCGGCCAGUGAAGCCGAGGAACGCGUUUUCUCGGUUGACAGUGGCAGAUGAAAACCUGUAUGUAGUCUCCCUUCUCUACCACGAAUCUUGCCUCACGGGGCGACACAUGAAAUCAACAAGAGGUUUCAGUGUGAAUCGGCGUACAAAGUAUGCCGCCCGAUGCUAUUAUGCGUGCCAUAGGUUGUUGCGGGU
Ectocarpus siliculosus is the source of this 2079-nucleotide messenger RNA. NCBI's taxonomy places the organism in Eukaryota, Phaeophyceae, Ectocarpales, Ectocarpaceae. The record is from the annotation of a GenBank genome assembly.